AUGGAGCACAUGUUGGCCGACAUCAUUUUGCAGCAGCCCCCUUCCGGAAAUUCCGGAGGAGGUUUGUGUCCACGCCUGGUGUGCUUUGUGUGCUUGCUGGCGACUGCAUUGGCGUUUUCUGCUACUGCGCUGGGGACCCGAGACAAGGAGAGACGCCUGUCAAAGCUCUCCGUCAAAUUGGUGGUCACUGGCCUUUGCUUCGUCAUCUGCGCCGCAUCAUGUACAUUUCUUACCUACUCCGAGCAAGUGAAAGCAUGGUGGUCCUUGGGGGCCUGCGCAAGCAGUUUGAUGGCUUUACUUGCCCCGAGCGCGGUGCAGAGGCGAUCGGAGGUGGAGGAGCAAAGCGAGUGGAAUGAGUGGAGCGAGCGGAAUCUGCUUCGAGCAUCGAGCACCACCCAGUCAGGAGAGGAUCGGACGCUUCGCACCACGAGGGCCUCGAGGAGGACGCGCUUCCAGUCGGCGCUGCAGGUCAUCCACGAGAAUGCCAUGUUGGCCAUCACGCCUGCUAGCCCGGAAGUGUCUUCCGAGAACAUGCCCAUGAUCAUUGCCGCCAUCCACUCGCUCGCCACACAGCGCAAGAAGUGGGGAAGGCGCCCCAAUGACACCUGGGGGAAAUUUCUGACCAAGUUGGAUACAAUUCUGGGCCAAAAAAGUGAGAGACCAAGCCGAUCCAGCCAGUCUAGCCUCUUGAUCCCAUCGGGGGCUUGGUACGAGAUCAGCCGCUGGUGCGCGCGUCGCUCGCCGCACGAGCUUCAGUCCAUUGUUGAGACUGCGAUCAAGUUGCACCGGGCACCGGGAGAGGAAGUGUUGUGGGAACUUGGCAGGACUUGGAUUCCUCCAAGGAAACCGGUAGAUACGCUGGUGCCCGCCGACGCGGAGAAGCUUGCGGAGUUGCUGAUGCGCCUGCAGGUUGCCAUCGAGCGGCCACUUCGGUCCUUCUCGGAGCACUUGAAGCCCGCGCUUGCUCGACGAAUCCACGUCGGGACGAUGGACUACAUGGGUGGCUCGCACGAGUCGUAUCGUCGAACGUUUGAGUUCAUUGAGAUGACAAACACAUGGCAUGACGUGGACACGCCAACCCGAGACAUCGGAGACCUAUACAGGAAGAAGCUGAAGUGUUCCUACAAGGAUCCUUCCAUGUACAAGGCCUUGGCCGCCCGCGCAGCGGACAAGCGCGACUCCUUCCGGAUGGUGGUGAAGGUGAGCUGCGUCGCCACCCACCUCAUGAAGCUGCAGAACAUGUGGGAGUGGUGGCCGACGUUGUGGCAAGAGAAAUACCAGUACCUGGCACCUGCCACCGUCGCGUUCUUGUGGCAGUUUCCGCCCAGCUUCGUCUACAGCCACGAGCUGUACCAAAGGUUUGAGAGGCUCGUGGACUUCUUGGCCCAGGAGGGCAGCGGCGUUGCCAAGGCCCGUCACAUCGUGGACUUCCGGGACGGCAGUUGGUACCGCGAGGAUGUUUACGACUUUCUCAGGGCCAGGAAGUGGUGCCUCGCGUGGCUUCAUCUGAACAAUGCGGGUGGAUGGGCUUCGAAUCUGCCCAGUGGUUGGACGGACCGUGUCCAGACCACGAACUUCUGCUUCUGCCGGCUCUUCGGUCCGGACGGGCAGACCCACGGCACCUACGACAAUAAGUUUCUGCACGAGCUCUUUGACAGCUGUCCACAGGGUACAACCACGUACGUCCUCUUUGGAAACAAGGCUCCCCUCUUCAGUGUCACGGUGGAGGAGGGAGAAUCCCAUGAGCUGCGGUGA
Symbiodinium natans is the source of this 1755-nucleotide messenger RNA. NCBI's taxonomy places the organism in Eukaryota, Dinophyceae, Suessiales, Symbiodiniaceae. The record is from the annotation of a GenBank genome assembly.